Sesamum indicum (sesame) is the source of this 1307-nucleotide messenger RNA. Its product is annotated as MYB-like transcription factor ODO1. The record is from RefSeq and is a predicted model, not a curated record. NCBI's taxonomy places the organism in Eukaryota, Viridiplantae, Streptophyta, Magnoliopsida, Lamiales, Pedaliaceae.
UGAGUUCUACCAAACUUUUCUGAACCUUUGUUGAACACACACUCAUCAUCUGGUCGUCAUGGGAAGACAGCCUUGCUGCGACAAACUCGGCGUGAAGAAGGGGCCGUGGACGGCGGAGGAGGACAAGAAACUCAUCAAUUUUAUCCUCACCAACGGCCAAUGCUGCUGGCGGGCCGUCCCCAAGCUCGCCGGCCUCCGCCGCUGUGGGAAGAGCUGCCGCCUCCGGUGGACGAAUUACCUCCGCCCCGACUUGAAGCGAGGGCUGCUCAAUGAGGCGGAGGAGCAGUUGGUCAUUGAUCUACAUGCACGUCUUGGUAACAGGUGGUCUAAAAUUGCAGCAAGACUGCCCGGGAGAACAGACAAUGAAAUCAAGAAUCACUGGAAUACCCACAUAAAGAAAAAACUCCUGAAAAUGGGAAUCGACCCCGUCACGCACGAACCCCUCCACAAGGAAACUGAUCAAGAUCCACAACAAUCUCAUGCAGCACAAAAAUCUCCACAAUCAGACAGCAACCAUGAUGAUCAGACACAGUUACCAGGGGCCGACGUUGUCCCUGUCAACCUCGACGAGAACUCGUAUUCCCCAACCGAUCAAAAUAGUUGCUCUGAUGAAUCCAACUUACCCGACGCCAACUUGUACGAAAAUGACCCGUUAAUCAGUUGCCUAUUCCAGGAUGACAACGAUCCUCCCCAAGCCGACGUCUCCUGGGAACUCUUUCCAUCACCAGAAGAAAAUUUCGACAGCCUCUUCGCGACGUCUUGGGAAGAAAACUGCCCCUGGCUGUUGGAUUGUCAAGAUUUCGGAGUUCAUGACUUUGAUUACGGUUGUUUCAACGACAUGGAAGUUAAUAAUGCUCUAACAUCAUUAGAGACAGGGAACGACGACCAGUAAAUAUUAAUUUCCAUGACUAAUAUAAUAAAAGAGAGAUCGAGAGAGAAGAAAAAAAAAAAAAAAACACGAUGGAUGACUCCUAGCCCGCAUGUUAAUUACUAUGAUCAUGUAGGUUUGGUUCGACCUGAUCCGUAAAUAGGUUGAUAUUUUUGUAUAUGGUGAUGGGGUUGGAAAAGUGAAAUCUUUGCUGCGAAGAGGUUCGUACCAACCAAUUAAAUUAGAGAGGGAAUCAUCAAAUUCAAAUGUUUGGAAUUAAGGUUGUAAUUUUAUAGUUUGGAGAUGUACGUAGUUACGUUGGUCUCCUGUGCCAAAAAGGAUACGAGGGCACAGUGUUGAAUAUGUUGAUAGGGGUUAAUUAAUUUACAGAAUGCACACGUAAAUAUUGAGCUUUUUACGUACAUUGUGUAUUGGUGAU